Ostrinia nubilalis (European corn borer) is the source of this 1452-nucleotide messenger RNA. It is a transcript of the gene wcd, whose product is annotated as U3 small nucleolar RNA-associated protein 18 homolog. The record is from RefSeq and is a predicted model, not a curated record. The transcript has 2 exons. Gene Ontology annotation, biological process: rRNA processing. Gene Ontology annotation, cellular component: Pwp2p-containing subcomplex of 90S preribosome; small-subunit processome. The coding region runs from base 129 to 1439 and encodes 436 amino acids. Gene Ontology annotation, molecular function: protein binding. NCBI's taxonomy places the organism in Eukaryota, Metazoa, Arthropoda, Insecta, Lepidoptera, Crambidae.
UUUCGAGAAAAAAAAGUUGUUGUUGUUGUGGCUUGUGGGCAAGAAAUACGCAUGGUGGUGUGGUGAUUUCAAGAUUGGAAAUUAAAGUUGGCUUUAUCUAUUAUCGAAGCCAUAUUCGUCUAGAUAAAAUGAAAAGAAAAUUAUCCAGCAUCAACGAUGAAGAAUCAAGGUUAUCAAAGCUGUUGUUCAACAAGUCAAAAGAUUUGGUGGAUAAGUUGAAAACUACACCAUCCGAUGAACGAAAACCUGAUGUGGACCGGAAACCUGUGUGGAUAGAUGAGGAUGACCAUCAAUUCAGCGCUAAAACCGCUAAAACAAAGACUGAAAAUCUCAAGCAAAAAUACGAAAGUUUAAUGGGAACACCAAAUUGGGCAAAGCUAACAGAACCGAAAUUAGAAGAAGGUAAUGAUGAUGAUGAUGGAAUUCUGAGAACUGUUGGUCACAUGAGAAAAAGUAAAACAUUUAAUCUCCCAAAUAAAAUGUUAGAUAUGAAAUUAUUCCCUAAAAUUAAUUCAGAAACCAGGAAUGAGGGAAGAAUUAUAUCUUGUAUUGAUUUCCACCCCAAACUAAGUGUUGCACUUGUAUCAGGAAAUGCUGGUAUAGUGUCUCUGUUAUCAGUUGGUGGAGAUGUCAAUGAGAAAUUGCAUAGUUUUCAACUCAAAAACUGGAAAACAAUGUCAGCGCAAUUUAAUCCCAGUGGGUCAGAAGCAUUCUUGGCUACAGAACUUAACCAUAGUUACUGUGUUUAUGACCUUGUGAAAGCUGAGCCCAAAUUGGUACAACUUCCCCGUAUUGUUAAGCGGCCAAAAUUGUUCAAGCUAUCACCUGAUGGAAAGUACAUUGCAACUUCUACUGGAUUUGACGAAAUAUACUUGAUUAGUACAUCAUCAAAAGAACUUUUAAGAACUCUGAAGCAUAACUCCAAUGUUGAAUCUUUAACUUUCAGUCAUGACAGUGAACAGCUGUAUUGUUACUGCAAACAAGGCGAAAUCACUAUCUGGGAUUUGUCUACAUUCAGAGCUUUGAAAAAAUUCUAUGACAAUGGGUGUGUAAAUGCUUCUUGUCUAGCUGUCAGUCCUUGUGGAAAGUUGUUGGCAACGGGCAGUCAAGAAGGGAUUGUUAACAUUUAUGACACAACAAAACUGGAAACCUAUGAACCAUUGCCUUUAAAAACAAUUAGCAACUUGACAACCAAGAUAUCUUGUCUUAAAUUUAAUGCAACAACAGAAAUUCUUUCUGCAUCUUCAAAUGUAAUUCCAGAUGCUGUAAAAUUGAUCCAUAUUCCUUCUUACCAUGUGUUUGUCAACUUUCCUCCACAUACAAAAGUCUUAUCCAAAGUACAAACUAUAAACUUCUCUCCUAAUAGUGGUUAUAUGGCUCUAGGAAAUAACAAGGGCUAUGCCAAUCUGUAUAGAUUGAAAUAUUACAAAAACUAUUAAAAUAUUGUAUUAA